ACACACACACACACACACACACACACACACACACACAAACAGGUGAUCAGGGAUUAAGUGUGUGUGUGUUUAUGUUGUGUAACAAAGUCCAUUUUGAUUGUAAAGAGCAGUUAUUGAGUCACAUGGAUCUGACCUGUUGACCUCUGCAUCUCCCACAAUCCCACUCUCUCCUUGAACUAUUUAAUGUCAUUUAAAUUGACAAUUCAUAACAAGACAUACUAAUGUUUUCAAACAGUAGCUUAGAGGACGUGUGUUUGUGUGUGUGUGUGUGUGUGUGUGUGUGUGAUUGAUAUCUGUGAUGAGACCAUGGUAAUGAGAAACUGAAAACUGCCCUUUAGACACAAUCAGAUCAGUUGACUGUCAUUUACAGUGUCAUGAAGAAACAUAAUAUACACAAUAAUCACACAACCUACAAAAUGUACGAGUACACUCUAAAAACGGGAAGAGUCUAACAUCUUUUUAAGUUAACUUCCAAUUACAAUUACGUUUACUCAACAAACAACACUUUUUUAUUUUUACAUUUUUAUUAGCACAAAAACGGUUUUAAUACAGGUUGAUUACUUAAAAUAAAGUUUAUCCAAAUUGGUGCAACAUAAUUCAGUCAUAAAUGAAAUUUUGAACCAAUUAAUCUGAUCUUUUUCAGUUCAAAUCUAAUUUAUACUUGGCAAGUUGUCAAAUGUAACUUAUUUAGCGUGUAAAUUUGACCAGUAUAAGAUUGUCACACUAGCUCUACUCUUCAACACGAUGGUAAAAACUGUAACCCAACCUUACCGAAACUCUUUUAAAUGUCAAACAUAACAGCAUUCAAUACUAACAGCUCUUUCCAUUCACUAAAACACAUUAAAUAACAGUGAAUUGUAACAUUUAAUUUACUUAUCUAGCUCUAUGCAAAGCAAGCUGGGAACUAGAAAUACAAUUUCCAUACAGACAUCUCAGGUUAAAUUACACAACAGAACUAAAAUGAUGUCUGCAGCUUCUGUUUGAAUUAAAUGCAGGAUGGGAAGAUGAAAAUAAAAUCAAAUUAUUUUAUUAAGUUGUUUUGCCAUCCAGAUUAGAAGUCAUCAACCACUGCACUACAUUUAGAGAACAUGCAGAUCAGUGGUGGCUGCUAGCCUACAUCCGAGUGUGUGUGUGUGAGUGUGUGUGUGUGUGUGUGUGUGUGUGUGUGUGUGUGCGCGCGGGCUAUUUUAACAGCUGCUAUGACCCAGAUCACAGCAUCCAAACCAGAACACAAAUAUAGUUUCUGUGCAUCAUCAUCACAUCAUCCUGAACUUUCAGCACAGCAUCUUGACUCUGUGUCUGCAGCGUGGACGUACCGUAGAUCCAGGUGUGUUAGGAUGCCAAUCCCCAAUCUUUCCGGUUAAACGGAGAACACUGUUCUGUCGUGUCACUGGAGAAGCAGCUGAAGAUCAAGUACAGCAUGGGAGCCAACAGAGCCAGCAGGUACAGCAUUGUGUCUCCUGAUGAGGAGGGACUGAAGAUCUCCACCAUCGGCCUCUACAACGGCCACUGCUCCGGACGGCUUCACUCCCCUGGAGCAGAGGUGGGUUCGAACAUGGGUUCGAACAUGGCAUCAGCGCUGAUGAGGACCGGCUACAAUGGGAAGAUCCCCACAUCAGGCCAAGGCCAGCUACGCUCCCGCUUCGUCAAGAAGAACGGCCAGUGCAACGUGGUCUUCGCCAACAUGGACGACAAGCCAUGGCGGUACCUGGCGGACAUCUUCACCACAUGCGUGGACAUCCGUUGGCGGUACCUGCUGAUGGUCUUCUGCUCCACCUUUCUGCUGUCCUGGCUCGUGUUUGGACUGAUCUUCUACAGCAUAUCUUUAGUGCACGGAGACUUCGAGAAAGAUCGCGGAAGCAGCGGGAGGCCAUGGAAACCGUGUUUGCAGCAUGUCGAGGGUUUUGUUGGUGCAUUCCUGUUCUCAAUCGAGACUCAAACCACGAUUGGUUACGGCUGGCGCUGCGUGACCGAAGAGUGUCCGGUAGCUAUCGUAACGGUGGUGGUGCAAUCCAUCGUUGGGUGCAUCAUUGACUCUUUCAUGAUUGGCACCAUUAUGGCCAAAAUGGCACGUCCGAAGAAGCGAAACCAAACCUUGAUGUUUUCGCAUAACGCAGUGAUUGCACUGCGAGAUGGAAAGCUGUGUUUGAUGUGGCGUGUUGGGAACCUUCGGCGGAGCCACAUUGUUGAAGCCCACGUCCGCGCGCAGCUCAUCCGCCCCUACAUGACGGCAGAGGGCGAGUUCAUCCCGCUGGAACAGAUGGAUUUGAACGUGGGCUACGACGACGGUACAGACCGCCUCUUCCUGGUGUCACCGCUAGUAAUCGUGCAUGAAAUCGACGAGGACUCGCCGCUGUGGGGAUUGAGCCGCGUGGAUCUCGAGUCUGAUGAUUUCGAGAUCGUAGUGAUCCUGGAGGGAAUGGUGGAGGCGACAGCAAUGACGACACAAACGCGUAGCUCGUACCUUUCCCGCGAGAUCCUAUGGGGUCACCGCUUCGAGCCGGUCAUCUUCGAAGACCGUGACCGCUACCAGGUCGACUACACACACUUCCACAAGACCUAUGAGGUUCGCUCAACGCCCACUUGCAGCGCUAAGGAGCUGAGCGAACUGACCGGACACCGUUCAUCUGGGACGUCCCGCUCCGUGACGCCAUCUCAGUCGCUUCUCCCACCGCACUCGCCCAGUGCCUUCUGCUACGAGAACGAGGUGGCGCUGUGCUGCGGUGAGGACGACGAGGACCGAAAAAUGUUCCAGGAUUCGGCCACAAUGACCUCCGGAAACAACAUGCUCUGUGUACUAGACAUGGGCAAUCAGAUCGGGUUUGACAUCCUGCAGACUGCCAUCCCAGUCCACCCCAUGACUUAUAAGAGCGAAUCUGAGAUAUGACCUUCUCACUAGUACAUCCAUUUAUUUAAACACAUUUAUUUAUACAGAAAUGGAUAGUUAAAUAAAUAUUUAAGUUGAUUAUUUGAAUGUAUUCUACUU
Carassius auratus (goldfish) is the source of this 2986-nucleotide messenger RNA. Its product is annotated as ATP-sensitive inward rectifier potassium channel 12-like. Gene Ontology annotation, molecular function: inward rectifier potassium channel activity. The transcript has 2 exons. Gene Ontology annotation, cellular component: plasma membrane. The coding region runs from base 1421 to 2887 and encodes 488 amino acids. Gene Ontology annotation, biological process: regulation of monoatomic ion transmembrane transport; potassium ion import across plasma membrane. Lineage: Eukaryota; Metazoa; Chordata; Actinopteri; Cypriniformes; Cyprinidae. The record is from RefSeq and is a predicted model, not a curated record.